AUGGCCGAACGAUUCCAAGUCGGCUGGUACCGGUUCAUACCGUUCCUGGGAUACCACCAUGUGUUGAUGAUACUCAUCGCAGUUGCCAUCAUCCUGUUAUCCCUUCUAUUAGCAGGCUGCUCGUCAUCAUCGCCGCUGAUACCUGACAUUUUCCUCCUGUCACUCUAUUACCAAGACUACACGGCCGUCCCGGACACGGCCCAAGUCGAUUACAAUGUGAACCAGGCCAUCAAGAACAUUGCCGGCGAUGCACGUCUCCAAGCGCGCGUCGGCUACUUUGGUAUCUGCGUCAACCCGGAUGGAGGCUCCUGGCUGUGCAGCAACAAUGCCACGGCCCUUGCGAACGAGGUGUCUGUCGACCAAGACCCGCUGAACCUCAUCUGGUUAGCGAGUCAAUUCAAGGAUAUGAUUGUUUUCCCCUACUUGAUCAUCAUCGCCAUCAUAUUUGCCUUCAUCUGCUUCCUGCUGCUCGCCACCUUCCCCGGUUGGCACGAGGAGGAGGACUCGGAAGGCUCCGAGCGCGAGAUCAAGCCGUUCCCAUCUCGACCCGUGUCACAGGUCGCACUGGCAAUUAUCUUCAUUGCCUCCAUCUUCGUGCUCGUCUCGGUAUUGUGGCAACAUACAGCAUCCGUCGCAGCGAGUAUCAUAGCGCAGGAUUUCGGCAAUGGUAGUGUCUUGUCGGGGGUGGGCACGAGCGCCAUGGUAAUGGGCUGGUUCAGCUUCGCAUUGCUGAUCAUAGUCACAAUCGGUCUGCUCGUCAUGAUUCUCAGUAUACGAGUCUUGACGCAACUGGCGGAUUAA
Pseudomassariella vexata is the source of this 801-nucleotide messenger RNA. Its product is annotated as Ca2+ regulator and membrane fusion protein Fig1-domain-containing protein. Lineage: Eukaryota; Fungi; Ascomycota; Sordariomycetes; Amphisphaeriales; Pseudomassariaceae. Gene Ontology annotation, cellular component: membrane; mating projection tip. Gene Ontology annotation, biological process: conjugation with cellular fusion. The coding region runs from base 1 to 801 and encodes 266 amino acids. The record is from RefSeq and is a predicted model, not a curated record. The transcript has 4 exons.